GUCCUCAACACACGGAUCUUCAUCUUGGACAUCUGGUCUGCGCGUCAGACCUUUGGGACUGCUUCUUGAGCUCUUUGGUCAGCGGUGCACUUCACACCUGGCGUCCACUCCAACACAAGAUUUCCUGUGUCCUUCAGCCAUCAUACUCAGGCAGCGCUUCAUUCCCUGAUGGAAAAGCAGAUGCAACUGGCGACGGGCAUACCUGAGAUACUUACGAAGUGCGGUCUCAUGCAGAUUGCUUGGAGUUGCCUGACCAGUGGCGAGAAUGGACAAAAAGCGUGCUUGAUCUGGUCUCGAUUGUGCCCACCAAGACAAUUUUCCGAUGAUCCGCUUGUAUCGAGAAGCUGCUUCAUCCGACAAUGGUUGAACACAAUUGGGAUCUUUGACACCUUUCUCCAAGACUUGCAAAAGAUCAGGUGGAGUGUCAGAUGACCUGAGAUCGCAGCAAAAGGGAUCAUUCAUGAACAAAUCCUUCAAAUACUCUGAUGGCACACGCAGCAAAAUAUCGCUCGAUCCGGCUGGUCGCGCAAUGUGUCGGCCAAGGAAGACAAUCGUUCCUCCAGGUCCCUUUGAUGUCGUGAGGGUUCCAGUGCUUCUCACAUUGAGUGUGACAAGAUCCACCUCCAUCUCAGUCAGGAUUCGUGAGCAAGUCUGGAGCCAGCUCUUCGAUGAUCCACCGACAUGGAAUGAUUUUGAUCUUGAGUGUCCAUGGCUUUCAGCUCAAUCAUCCUUCCGGACUUGACCAGGUUCAAAGCGACACAGGUCCGUGAAGUGGCAAUGGUUCCGAAAUUCCGACCUGAUCAUCAAGAGGCUCUGCCGGCUUCGACUUGGACUCCAAUGCCGGCGCGUCAGCUCCCAACAGUCCUUUCAAAAGGAUCCAUAUGGGAAAGAGAUCCUUCACAGGGCCUUGGACACUGGUGACUGGUGGUUCGUCCUUGGGCGAGGGAUCAGCCACAAUGGAUCAGACGUACGUCCCUGCGGGCACGCAAAUUCCAGCAUGGCGAACCAUGAUGGGUACCAGCGUGGACGGGAGAUUCAUGGUGAAACGCAAGCAGGCAUCGCGCCUUCCGCACGGACUUUUUCCUUACGUUCUUGCUUUAUUUCUCAAUGCAUUUGCUGGUCGCAUUUUGCGGCUUUGGUUCACAGCUUCACUUCCCUUCGCUUCCGGAGUCUUUCUUCUCCGCUUCUGGGAAUCCUCCGUCUUUCUAGCACUUGGGCAGGUUCGUGCGGACCUGUCCAUCACAACUCAUGAAAUUGGCAUAUGUGCAGGGAAAGCGCUACUUUUUCUUGCGGAACUCAGCGUUUUGUUUCCGCAGCUGGACAUGGCUAGCAAUGUUGUCAUGUUCUUGCUCCACAAGCAUUGCCUGUUGGGGCGUGUCACACCAUCUUCUGGAGGGCAACUUCGUGGCUGGGACAACCUAAAGUGGGUGUCAGCCUACACCAAUACACCGCACAACAUGACUGCGCUGAAGCCGUACUCAUGCACUCCAAUAUUGACCUGGCUGGCCAAGGCUGGGGGUGCACAAGUGGGGGAGAAUGUCCAGAUCCACUGGAGAGGCUUCCAAGGAUGCCCAGAGCUUGACAUGAUAACACUCGGCGACGAUGUCUACAUAGGUGGAGCUUUUUACUCCCACAAAUUUGCUGCGACGAGUUUGGCCUUCAGUGCUGUCACAGUUGGCCAAGGAGUUCAUACCGGAGGUCGAAGCAUGCUGAGCCCUGGGAGUCAUUUGCCUCCCAACGCAAUUGCUCUAGAGGGAACCUUGGUGAUUCCUGGAAGUGCGGAUCUCAAGUCGCAUGCCAAACAAUACUUGAGCGGUAAUCCUGCCGUUUCUGAGACAAGUCCUCCUGAGGGCGUUUUUGAAAUCAAUGGCAGGCACUUGUAGUUGCAGCAUAGAACAGUUUGAAGCGUCAGUAUGCCAUGAAGGUGUGGAUGGAAAAGGGUGCCCGCGGCCCUGGAAGUUGCAGUCGGAUUAGAUUUUGUAGCGGUUCCAGAUUCAGUGAUCGUGUUCAUGCACAUGCAAAUGGUCACGGCAAGGGCUGUUGCCAAGACCAAGCCUGCACGAAGGAAUAGUAGGUGUCUGACGCAAAAUGCCCUCGUGGCUGAUCCCCAUUUUCUUUUCCUUUGCUGAUCCUUCUUCCCAUUCAUGUGUUCAUCCACCCACCAUUGUAAGGGUCGGGCACACCAAUGUGCUUCUCGAUAUCCGCCCAUGUUUUCACUUUCACCGCCAGCCUUUGAUGCAGGUUUCCUCGAACAAGUUUUGACUGAUCGACGGCAUUGGAUGCAUCGGCGUCAGCAUUUUUGCUACUGCAUUAACCCGGCGACUCAUGUACCGGUUUACCCGCUCCAGAGGUUCUAGCCAAGCUCAGGCAGCACAGCUGACUGUAGCUUUGAGUUGGCCUGCUGGCCUGCUGGACCUUACUCAUUCCAUCUCAUUCCUCCACCUUACCCAUUGCACUGAAAAUCAGUGCUGCGAAUGCUGAAGAUUGUCGGAUUAUGCAUUCUGACAUGCGCCGUGCUUGCGCAGGAGCCUUCGUUGCCAGCAGCCGGCUGCAGUGCCUUGCAGAAAGCCGCCACCAUCUCUU
Molecule: messenger RNA, 2583 nt
Organism: Durusdinium trenchii
Lineage: Eukaryota; Dinophyceae; Suessiales; Symbiodiniaceae
Source: the annotation of a GenBank genome assembly